AUGUCGGAUCCCAAGGAGCGGUUCUACCGCCACUUUCAAACGGAGAUCACUGCCAUCCAGGACCAGAUCGAAGACCUUGGCACUCUCUCCUCUGUUGGCGGCGAGCGACAAGACUGUGUCGACACCAUCUUAGCCGGAAUAUCCCGCCUCUCUAAUGAAGUUACCGACGCCCUCGACUAUGUCCCCGCCUACGACCAACGCGCCUACGCUCAAGCCCUCAAAGCCUUGACAGAGAAACUCAACGAAGCCACGAGUAAAUUCGCACCGAAGUCACGCUUCCAGUUCAAGCCACGAGCCGCCAAGUCCACAAAUACCACCACCCUCUCGGCCUCCGAAACCGUCCAACAACCACAACAUGACCCCCGCCGACUAUUCCACGAAGCCUCCCCCGAUAAUAAUGAGCCUGCGGCAGACGGCACAGACAGCGCGGCCGAAGGCCGAGACGGGCUGGGCGUCAUGCCAGGUCUGAGACGGAAUUACAACGAAGAAAUCGCGCGACCUGAGCUAAAAGCCGGCGUUAGGAAGCCAUCCUUCUCGUCAGCCAAGAAUAUCGCUAUAUACGACCAAACUGGGCUGCAUAUCAUGCUCCCUUCUUCCGCAUCGCAUGCGACGUCAUCGGGCUCGCUGACGAACCUUGAUGAGUGUAUCGUGGACAUGACGGUGCCGACAAGCGGGAGCAUGGGGGCGCCCUUUGCAGGGCUGGCGAUCAAGGAUGUGAAGAAGAGUUUGUUGGUUUGCGGAACGGUGGCGGGACCUGUCCAUAUCACGGGGGUCAAGGAUAGUGUGGUAGUUGUGGCGGCGAGGCAGGUCAGGGUGCAUGAGUGUGAGCGUGUGGAUGUGUAUUUACAUUGUCGGAGUCAUCCCAUUAUUGAGGACUGCAAGGGAAUGCAGUUUGCGCCGUUGCCGGAGUGCUAUAUGAACAAUCUGGAUGCAGCCAACAAUCAAUGGGAUCAAGUCGAUGACUUCAAGUGGCUGAAGACUGAACCUUCACCGAACUGGAGUCUGAUGUCGGAGGAGAAGCGCAUCCCCCGAGAAUUGUGGGAGAAGACGCUUAGCAACCCGACUUUGUGCGCAAGUAAUAUCUUGAAGAAGGCAAGCGUCGUUUGA
Molecule: messenger RNA, 1107 nt
Organism: Pseudomassariella vexata
Lineage: Eukaryota; Fungi; Ascomycota; Sordariomycetes; Amphisphaeriales; Pseudomassariaceae
Product: tubulin binding cofactor C-domain-containing protein
Exons: 3
Coding region: 1-1107 (368 amino acids)
Biological process (GO): tubulin complex assembly; post-chaperonin tubulin folding pathway
Cellular component (GO): cytoplasm
Molecular function (GO): tubulin binding
Source: RefSeq, a predicted model, not a curated record